Messenger RNA from Talaromyces rugulosus, 2004 nucleotides. RefSeq lists its product as uncharacterized. Lineage: Eukaryota; Fungi; Ascomycota; Eurotiomycetes; Eurotiales; Trichocomaceae. The record is from RefSeq and is a predicted model, not a curated record. The coding region runs from base 1 to 2004 and encodes 667 amino acids. Gene Ontology annotation, biological process: pectin catabolic process. The transcript has 5 exons. Gene Ontology annotation, molecular function: glucosidase activity.
AUGGCUAUUACCAUCACACUUGGGCCUAAUGGCCACUAUCAUGUCAAUGAUGGUUCAGGUUAUGAACAUGACACAAGUGCCAACUUCCUGCCAGUUUCAGGCUCGACAAAGCUGCGUAGAAUGCUGCAUGAAACAAAUGAACUCAUCGUUUGCCCUGGUGUUUAUGAUGGACUAUCGGCUCGUGUUGCCAUGCAGCUUGAUUUCAAAGCCAUGUACAUGACUGGUGCUGGCACUACAGCAUCACGCCUUGGAAUGGCGGACCUUGGCCUUGCUCAGCUUCAUGAUAUGAAGACAAACGCUGAGAUGAUCGUGGGCCUCGACCCGUACGGACCGCCAUUGAUUGCUGAUAUGGAUACCGGAUAUGGAGGACCACUCAUGGUGGCCAAGUCGGUUCAGCAGUAUAUCCAAGCUGGCGUGGCCGGAUUCCAUAUUGAGGACCAGGUUCUGAGCAAGCGCUGUGGACAUCUGGCAGGGAAGAAAGUAGUGAGCAAAGAUGAAUAUCUUAUGCGCAUCCGUACCGCCAAAUUAACCAAAGAUCGAUUGCAUUCUGAUAUCGUUCUUAUUGCCCGAACUGACGCACUACAGCAGCACGGCUACGAAGAGUGCAUUGACAGGCUUAAGGCAGCCCGCGACCUUGGGGCCGACGUAGGCCUGCUCGAGGGCUUUACAUCUGCAGAGCAGGCUAGACAGGCAGUUCAAGAUCUUGCUCCCUGGCCACUGCUACUUAACAUGGUGGAGAAUGGUGCUGGGCCUGUCAUUACAACUCAUGAAGCUAAGGAGAUGGGGUUCCGAAUCAUGAUUUUUUCUUUCGCUUCGUUGGCACCAGCCUACUUGGGUAUUCGGUCUGCCUUUGAGAGGAUCAAAACUGAAGGGAUUGUUGGCACCCCUGAGGGCCUGGGACCGCGGAAGUUGUUUGAGUCCUCGUUUCCAGAGACCACCAUGAAACUCGUGGACUUUAUCUCGGUGCCUCUGGUCACUCUGACACCUCUGGUAUCCGCUGCUCUCCAAUAUCGAGGUGCCGAUAUAUCGUCCCUGUUAGUCGAAGAAGAUUCGAAUAUUUCCUACAAAAGCGUAGAUGGUCAGAGCGAAAGUCUGGAAACCAUUCUCGCGGACAAUGGUGUCAACGCAAUUCGGCAACGCCUAUGGGUGAAUCCAGCCGAUGGCUCAUACGAUCUCGACUAUAAUCUAGAGCUUGCGAAGCGCAUGGUUGCAGCCGACAUGGUGAUUUAUCUGGACCUGCAUCUGAGCGAUACAUGGGCGGACCCAGGAGACCAAACCACCCCCUCCGGCUGGUCGACCACGGACAUCGACACACUUACCUGGCAACUGUAUAACUACACACUGGAUGUUUGUAACUCAUUCGCCUCGGAGUCAAUUCCGCUCGAGAUUGUCUCUAUUGGCAACGAAAUCACAGCCGGCCUUCUUUGGCCCCUCGGGUCUACCGAUAGUUACUAUAACAUUGCAUCAUUGCUGCACUCCGCAGCCUGGGGUAUCAGGGAUUCAGACAUCAGCCCCCAGCCGCAGAUAAUGAUCCAUCUUGAUAAUGGCUGGGACUGGGAUACGCAGUCUUACUUUUACGAAACCGUUCUUGGAGAAGGCCCAUUACUCACAACCGACUUUGACUUAAUGGGCGUAAGCUACUAUCCUUUCUACAGCUCGAGUGCCACGCUGGCGUCACUGGAGUCGAGCCUUGCCAAUAUGGCCUCGACAUACAGCAAAGGCAUAGUAGUCGCAGAAACGAAUUGGCCAUAUUCUUGCCCGGAUCCAGAGUUUUCGUUCCCUUCUGACUUGACCAGUAUUCCCUUUUCGGCAGAUGGACAGACGACCUUUCUAACAGACUUGGCUAAGGUAGUGGCUGGGACAUCAAAUGGUUUGGGUCUUUUUUACUGGGAGCCUGCCUGGAUCGGGAAUGGCAAUCUCGGAUCAAGUUGUAGUGACAACUUGCUAGUUGAUUCGUCAACCGAUGUCUUUAGGUCCAGCGUGGAAGUAUUUUCAGGCUUUUAG